AUUUAUUGUGGGUGACCCCACCACAUAGAAGACGAAAUCGUUGAGUGAGGUUUACCCGCUUGUUUUUACGCCGAUUUUAGUAACAGUUUUAUCGGUGCCUCGACACAGUAGUCGGGCCGAAUGUUUUUGUUGAUUUGUCUUCAACUGCGAACAGUUUACAGUGAACUAAAACUACUGUGUUACGUGGGGAAUUUACAGGGUGGUCAUUCGCCCGCGCCCAUGUCAGUGGAUUACUUCGACCAGUGACGUUGGUGUAGAACGGCGGGCAGGUGAUAUACCUAUUUGCAACGGAACACACAUAGUAGCGAAGACUGGGAGAUGGCUGCCAAGCAGACCAACGAGUUUGAGAUCAACCGGAUCAAAGCGCUGCGAGAGGAGCGUAUGUCAAUACAGAAGAAGACAUUUACAAAAUGGAUGAACCAAUUCCUUGAAAAGGCAAACCUGCACGUCAGUAACCUGUAUACUGAUUUAGAAGAUGGAAAAUUAUUAAUGAAACUAUUAGAAAUAAUCUCCGGAGAACCUUUAGGCAGACCAAACAGAGGAAUACUAAGAGUACAGAAGAUAGAAAACUUGAAUAGAUGCUUGACAUUUCUUGCAACAAAGGUGCGACUUGAGAGCAUUGGUGCUGAAGAUAUCUGUGACGGCAAUCCUAUACUUAUACUUGGUCUUAUAUGGACCAUUAUCUUAAGAUUUCAAAUUCAAGAAGUUGAACUUGAAGAUGAUGAUGAUGCGAGUAGACAAGCUAGGUCGGCGAAAGAUUCUUUGCUUAUUUGGUGUCAAAGAAAGACAGCCGGGUAUCCUGGUGUUAACGUCACCAAUUUCACAACUAGUUGGAGAGAUGGGCUCGCAUUCAAUGCACUUAUACACGCACACAGGCCUGAACUGAUUCGAUUUCAGAAAUUAGAUCCUCGUGAUCAGUUAGGUAAUUUAAACAAUGCCUUUGAUGUUGCCCAUGCCCAACUGGGCAUAGCUAAACUGCUAGAUGCUGAAGAUAUCGCUGUUCAGAGACCAGAUGAGAAAUCUAUCAUGACGUACGUGGUUUCUUACUACCACUACUUUGCAAAGAUGAAAAAAGAACAGAAAGGAGGAAAGAGAAUUGGAAAGAUCGUCAAUGGAUUGAUGGACAUUGAAAACAGUGAAGAAGAUUAUGAAAGACUGACAUCCGAUCUACUCAAAUGGAUUAAAAUUAAAAUUGAAGAACUUGAUGAUAGAAAUUUCCCAAACUCACUAGAUGGUAUUCAGGGAGAAAUGAUGAAAUUCAAAGACUACAGAACAGUGGAGAAGCCCCCUAAGUAUCAAGAGAAGGGUGAACUCGAGGCCUUAUUCUUUCAAAUUCAAACCAAACUCCGCGCAAGGAACUUUCAGAGAGGAUACAUCCCUCCAGAAGGCAAACUGAUAAAUGAUAUUGAGAAGACAUGGCAGUCAUUGGAUCAAUCAGAAAACGAGAGAGAACGUGCUCUCAGAGAAGAGCUGAUGAAACAGGAGCGGUUGGAACAACUGGCUGAGAAAUUUGAAAGGAAGGCAAUGCUUAGGAAUUCCUGGCUGACUGACAUGUGUCAAGUAUUGGAAGAUUCCUCCAAGGAUUUAGAUGCAGAGUCUGUGAAUGCUGCCACUAAAAAACAUGAAGCAAUUAUUGCAGAUGUGCUUGCUAGAACUGACAGAUUUGAAAAUCUCUCCAAAAUGGCAGAUGAGCUGGUACGUGAGAGUUACCAUGGCAAAGACGAGAUUAAAGUGCGAGAGCAGCAAAUCAUCGCUAAAUGGCAAAACUUAUUGGCCGAUUUGGACAAAAGAAAAAGACAAUUAAAAGGAAUUUCUGAAUUAAUUGGUAUGUACAGAGAAAUCGACAAUAUACGUGCCGAGAUGAAAGAAGUUGAGGGUGGAUUGAAAUCAGAAGAUUACGGCAAACAUUUGUUUGGUGUAGAGGAUCUUCUGCAGCGACAUAGUCUCGUCGAGACACUGAUAAACUCAAUUGGAAAUCGUCUAGAGAAAGUCAACAAUACCGCAGAUAAAGUCUUAGCUGACGACCAUAUUGAGAGUGACUCCAUUAAAGCCAAGUUGGACGAUAUCAACCUUGAGUAUAAAAAAAUGUUUUGUGAGGUCUAUGGAUUAGAUGAUUAUGACCCUGCACAAUUAUCGGAUCUCAGCGCCGCUCGGAAGGCCCGGCUCGAAGAAUCCAUGAAAUUCUAUCAGUUCUUGCGUGAUAGUGAGGAAGAGGAAUCGUGGUUAAUGGAAAAACAAAGAAUUGCAAAGUCCAUGGUAACUGGUAAAGAUCUUCGUAGUGUCGUCUCUAUGUUGCAGAAACACCAGGCUUUAGAAGCAGAAAUGAUUUCAAGAGAGAGGAUUUGCAAUGCCGUGUUUGCCACUGGGAUUGAGUUAAGAGAUUCUGACCACUAUGCAAAAAAUGACAUUCAGCUACGUAUCGACAGUCUUAAAGAAAAAUGGAGUAAACUUAAGGAAUAUAGUGAAAAAAGAAGAUACAGACUUGAAGACGCACUUCAAGCUCAUCAGUAUUAUACCGAUGCCAACGAGGCUGAAUCUUGGAUGAGGGAAAAGAUGCCUCUUGUUUGCAGUGAUGAUUAUGGAAACAACAUAGAGGGCGCUAAGCUUAUCUUAUCUAAACAUGAGAGGCUGGAGGAAGAGAUUCGUGCCUAUGAAGGGGAUAUCAAACGACUGAAAGAGCAAGCACAGCAAAUGAUGAUCACAGACAUCAACAAUACGCCGAUGUCGCCGACCAAAGACGAAGAUGAUUAUGUCACAGAGCUGGUUGAUGUUCCUUAUGAAGUGGAAGAAUUAACGGUAGUUAAUAGAGAAGUUCUCAAAGAUUUUGUUGAAGAGAAGAAAUAUCCCCAGGUGAAGGCCAUGUACCCGUAUAAAGGCCAGGGUAUGGAUAUAGCUAAAGGAGAGAUUAUGUUACUGGUGGCCAAGACAAACAGAGACUGGUGGAACGUGAAAAGAGCUACUGGGCAAGAAGGUUUUGUGCCAGCCAAUUACGUUAAAGAAAUGGAACCCAGAGUUAUAAAAAGAAAGGUCCAAAGAAAGGUGACAAUUCCAGAAAAGGUGAAAGUAAAGAAAACAAAAACCAAACAGAUGCUGGUGAAAAAAAAGAAGCCUGGCGCUGGACUUGGAAGAACUCAGAGUUUCCGCAGAGAGAAAGCCGCUCAUUUUGAUAAGGAAAAUGUGGAGCUGAGGCAGAAGAGCAUUAACACUACAUAUCAGAGAUUAUGUAAAUUAGGUCAGGCCAGACAUCGUUACAUCGAGGACGCCAUCACAUUGUAUUCUUUCAAUCGAGAGUGUGACGACUUUGAAGAUUGGAUGAAGGAGAAGGAAAAAGCAUUGAGAAAGGAUGAAUCUUUCACUGAGAACAUGGAGACAAUGAAGAGAAAGUUUGAAUACUUGCUGACUGACAUUGCUGCCAACGCCCCUCGUAUGGAUAAGAUCAAUAAGAUGGCCAAUGAGUUUGUAGAGACUGGACACAGUCAACAACAAGCUGUGAGAGAUCGACAGAAGGUUGUACAGGAAAGGUGGGAUAAAUUAAACCAGCUCCGAGAGGAUAAAGAGCGACUGAUGGAAGGUGUUUCUGGUAUUGAGCUUUACAAUCAAACUUGGGAUGAGACAAAAGACUGGAUUAUGGAGAAGUCUGAUGCCCUGUGUACAAAUGACGAUAUAACGCUUGUCAAAGACCAGAGUGCUGUGGAUGCACUCAUGAGGAAGCAUCGGAACCUGGAGAGAGAACUGGCACCUGUAGAACAUAAACUAAAUAAACUAGGAAUGCUGGCUAAGGCUGUGCGUACAUCAUAUCCCCGUGAAACUGAAGUGAUUUCUAAGAAGCAGACAGAAAUCAAUGCAUUGUGGGAUGCUUUACAAGACAAAGUAGCCACUAGAAAGGCCAAACUAGACGCAGCCUACGAUAUUAGUAAAUUCCAUGCUGAUGCUAAAGACCUUCAAUCAUGGUGUAACGAUACAAUGCUAGAAUUAGCUAAUACAGAGUUAGCAAGAGAUGUGCUGGGAACUGAGGGACUUAUCCAACAACAUCAAGAUUUACGAGCUGAUAUCAAUGCACAUAAUGACAAUUUUAAAGAUUUGAUGGACUUGGGUCAUCGUGUUUUACAAGUGUCACCCGAGUCUGCCACUGUCAGGCAUAAGAUGAACAAACUCAUAGACGACAAACGAGAAAUAGAAGCUGCUUGGAAUCGUAGGAACCAGAAGUUACACGACUGUCUGGAUCUUGCGCAAUUCAACCGAGAGGCUGACCACAUAGAUGCCAUUACAAGCGGUCACGAAGCAUUCCUCGAGUACAAUGAUCUUGGGGAUACUGUGGAAGGUGUGGAGGGACUCCUUAAAAGACAUGAAGAUUUUGAAAACACAUUAGCUGUACAAGAUGAAAGACUCAAUUCUUUGAGUGAUAUGUCUAAAAAGCUGAUCUUAGCAAAUCACUAUGCAACUCCACACAUUCAGAAUAGAACUGAAGAAGUCUUAAAUCGAAGACAGAAAGUGAAAGACAAAAGUAAACAUAGACAUGAUAUGUUGAAACAGUCGGAGGGAUAUCAAGAAUUCUGUAGAGAUGCAGACGAGUUGGCAGAAUGGGUAGACGAAAAGCAGCAGUUUGCCAUGGAUGACUCUUUCAAAGAUCUUUCAAACUUGCAAAGUCAGCUGAAGAAACACCAAGCAUUCGAAAUUGAUCUCGUAGCUAAUAAAGAUAGAAUGGAGAAGCUUAACCAGGAAGGUCAUCAACUGAUUGAUGAUGGCAACUAUGCCUCUGAUGAUGUCCAGGCACGUUUGGACGAUUUGAACAAAAACUGGGCUGCCCUCUAUGGCCAUUCAUCUGAUAAGACAGAGAAGCUGACACAAGCUACUCAGCAAGACCUGCUGAAUAAAUUAUUAGAAGACACAGGACUGAGUCUCGCUCAGCUUGAAGCGUUGUUAGCCUCAGAAGACGUGGGCCAUGAUCUGAGAAGCGUGAAAAAUUUACUCAAGAAACACCAGUUACUUGAAGGAGACAUGGCCAUUGAGAAAGAAAAGAUAGAUAAUUUGAAUUCACAGGCACAUACCUUAGCUGAUGAAGGACACUUUGACGCUGACCGCAUUCUUGCCAAUGCCGCGGAUCUCUCUGCCAGGUAUGACAAUUUGAAAGAUCCGGCCGCUAAACGUAAGGCACAGUUAGAAGAUUCGUUGAAAUUACAACAAUUCUACCAUGAUAUUGAUGCUGAAAACCAGUGGGUAAAAGAACACAUACCAUAUGCCUCGUCUACUGACUAUGGGAAGACUUUACAUGCAGCCCAACAACUGAACAAAAAACAUCAGAAAUUAGAGAUGGAAUUAACAGGUCAUCAACCAAACAUUGAUAAAGUUUUAGCUUGUGGCCAGUCGUUAGUUGACGCUGAUCAUUUUGCAAAAGAAGACAUACAGCAACAGUGUAAUGACCUAUCAGACGCAUGGGAUAGCCUCUUUGAUCUAGCCAAUGAACGCAAACAGAAUUUAGAUCAAUCGUUGCAGGCACAAAAAUACUUUUCUCAAGCCAAUGAGGUUGAAGCGUGGAUAGCGGAGAAAGCCAACCUUGCCAAAAAUGCAGAUUAUGGUAAAGAUGAAGAUGCUGCAGAGAAAGCCCUUACAAAGCAUAAGGCGUUAGAACAUGACAUUGAUAACUAUUAUAAAAUAGUUAGUGAUUUGAACGCAGAGGCACAAAAAAUGAUAGAAGAAGGAAAUCCUGAUUCCAAAGACAUUGCAAAAAGACAGGAAAUUCUGCAAAGCCAGCUCGGUGAUUUAUCCAAGGCUGCAGCCGCCAGAAGAGAUAAGCUGGAUGACUCGAAAAGAUUUCAUGAAUAUAUGAGAGAGAGUGAUGAUCUCGCUAAAUGGAUUGCCGAUCAACAACAGUUAGCAUCAUCAGAGGAUUACGGACAAGAUUAUGAACAUUUACAGAUGCUAGAACAAAAGUUUGAUGAUUUCAAAAGGAGAGUUGAUGCCGGAUCGGAGAGGUAUGCGCAGUGUGAGGAGUUGGCGCGACAACUACUGGAAGAUAAGCAUCCAGAAUCACAAGCUAUUGCUGACAAACAAGAAGCUUUAAAGGCUGAUUAUCAGAACCUGCUUGCACAGAUUGGAGACCGAGAUGAGGGUCUACGUGGUGCUGGUGAAAUUCAUCGCUUUAACAGAGAUGUUGCCGAUGCACUCUCUCGAAUUCAGGAAAAAGAAGCAGCUCUACCUGAGGAUCUUGGUAGAGAUUUGAAUACAGUGCAGGAGCUGAUUCGUAAACAUGAAGCCUAUGAAAAUGACCUUGUAGCCCUGGAAGGACAGUUGCAAGUACUUCUGGAUGACUCUGCCAGAUUACAACAGGCAUUCCCCGGGGAAACUGCUGACCAGAUUGCUGAGCAACAAGAAGCUGUUGUUGCCAACUGGAAUGAACUCCAGGAUAAAACAUCCCAACGAAAGGACAUGCUGAACUCAUCUCUGGAUUUCCAGAAAUUCCUCGCUACUAGCCGAGAUUUGAUAGCUUGGAUCAGUGAGGUAAAUCGAGACAUGCUGACUGAAGAGCCAGUCCGGGACGUAGCCAGCGUUACUGCUCUCAUAAACCAACAUGAUCAGUUAAAAGCGGAAAUCGAUGCAAGAGAGGACACUUUUGCAGGCGUGGCUCAAGCUGGGGAAAUGCUUGUUGAUCAAGAUCACUAUGCCACCGAUGAGGUGAAGGAGAAGUUGGAUGCAGUGUUACAUGAACGUGAACAGUUACACGCUAACUGGCAGAAGAAGAAAGACGAUCUGGAUCAAAUGUACGACUACCAAGUAUUUAUGAGAGAUGCUAAACAGUUAGACACACUCAGCAGUCAACAAGAGGUGUACUUGGCAAGUAGUGACUUUGGUAAUGCAGUAGAUCAGGUUGAUGCUCUCCAGAAGAAACAUGAAGCUUUUGAGAAGUUAUUAGUCACACAAGAUGAGAAGUUGGCUACUCUUGAAGACUUUGCCCAUAGGUUAAUUGCUGAGAAUCACUCCCAGUCACCGGCUAUCGAGGAAAGACUUGCAGAAGUCAAAGACAGGAGGAGAAAAAUCAAAAAUGACAGCGCCAGAAGAAAGCAGAAGUUGGAAGAUUCUAAACUGUAUGCUCAUUUCAAUGAUGAUGUUGCAGAGAUGAAAGCGUGGAUUGAUGAGAAAUUGAAAAUAGCUGGUGACCAGUCAUACAAGGACGUGACUGACAUUCAGGAAAAGAUGAAGCGACUACAAAGACAUCAGGCUUUGGAAGCGGAAAUCAUCGCCAAUCAAACCAAAAUCAAAGAAAUCAAACAGAAUGGCGAUGUGCUUAUUGCCAAGAAGCAUGAACAUUCCGUUGAUAUCAAGGAACGAGUGCAGGAAUUACUAAAACAUUGGAAUGAGUUAGUUGAAGCAUCAAGCAGUCGCGGACGCUUCCUUGAGGAAGCUAAAGAUAUCUUAGAAUAUAACCGGCAAGUUGAUAUCGUAGAGACAUGGAUGAGAGAAAAGGAAAUGAUGAUUGCUGCCGGUGAACUUGGACGUGAUUACGAACAUUGCAUGGAACUACAAAAGAAGUUAGAUGAUUUUGGAACUAGUAUGACGGUGGACGAGUCAAGAAUUCUGUUGGUGAAUGAACUCGCUGAUAAACUUGUCAAAGAUAAAAGUACUGAGGCUGAUCUUGUAGAACAGAAGAGAGAUGAUAUCAAUGAUAGAUGGCAUAAAAUCCAAAAUGGCCUCCAGGAUUAUAGGGCAAGACUGGCAGGGGCUCAAGAAAUCCACUCAUUCAAUAGAGAUAUUGAUGAAACCAAUGACAGAAUUAACGAAAAGUUCCUGGCAGUAUCUAGUGACGAUUAUGGCAGAGAUCUUCCUGGAGUUGAAGCAUUACAAAGGAAACAUGACGACACUGAGAGAGAUAUGAUUGCUAUUGCGCAUAAAAUGAAGGACUUGGACAAAACUUCUGAGAAGUUGAAAAAAAAGUACCCACAGAAUGCGUUGGCGAUUCAAGCAAAGCAAUACGAACUGCAGGAGAAUUGGCAGAAACUAAACGAACAAGCGCGUGCCCGCAAAAACAAACUUGGCGAUUCGUACAAUUUACAGAAAUUCUACAAAGAAAAUCGAGAUUUGGUUGAGAUAGAUAGCAGAGAUGCAUCUUUCAAAUAUGUCUCAGAGUUUGGUGAGAAUUUGAUAAAUUCAAACCACUAUGCUGUGGACGACGUGAAACAGACACUACACCAUCUAUCAGAAGCUAGACAGAAUCUACAUCAAACAUGGGAUGAACAAAAACAAUUACUAGCGCAAUGUUACGACCUUAUGGUAUUUAAUGAGUAUGUAGAACAAGCUGAGGCCUGGCUCGGCACAAAAGAAGCUUUCCUUAAUAAUGAUGAUGUAGGAGAAUCGUUGGCCGCAGUGGACACUCUUAUAAGGAAACACGACGGUUUUGAAAAAACUCUGGACACCCAAGUCGAGAAGAUUGACGAGUUGCAGACGUUUGCCAGAGAGUUAUCACAGGCUGGUCAUUAUGAUUCAGAUGCCGUCAAUCGAAGAUGUAUGGCUGUAUUGGACAGACGAGAUAAAUUAUUUGAGUUAUCCUCUAUGAGAAGGCGGAGACUGGAGGAGUCUCGCCAGUUACAGCAAUUCCUAAUGAACAUGUACGAAGUGACAGGCUGGAUUUUGGAGAAAUUACAGAUUGCCGCUGAUGAGAAUUAUAAAGAUCCAACCAAUUUACAGGGCAAACUUCAGAAACAUGUGGCGUUUGAAGCUGAAUUGACCGCCAAUAAGGGAAGAUUGGAAAGUGUUGGUGAGGAGGGAGCACAGUUGAUUGCAACUGACCAUUUUGCUACUGAGGAAAUCCAGUUACGACUUAGUGAUUUAGAAUCCUCGUGGGAGCAAUUAGUCGAUAAGUCAACUGACAAGCGUGAAAAGUUGCAAGAUGCAUACCAGGCUUUGAUAUUCAACCGUACUGUCGAUGAUUUAGAUAGGUGGAUAGACGAUGUGGAAAUUCAGAUGGCGUCAACAGACUUGGGGAAAGAUCUCACAAGUGCUAACAACUUACUCAAGAAACACCAGCACCUUGAAACACAAGUAGCUAACCAUCAACCGAAAAUUGAUGAAGUUCAGUCUUUAUCGCGAGCUUACAUCGAUCAUAAUCAUUUCCUUGCUGACGAAAUGGCUGUACGAAGUAAUGCUUUGGCAGAUAGGUAUGCUGGUUUAUGGGAACCACUGCAUGCAAGGAAAAUCAACUUAGAAGAAGCAUUGUUGUUGUAUCAGUUCUAUCGUGAUGUAGAGGACGAGGAGUCAUGGAUAAAAGAGAAACAGCCCUUGGCCACAUCAACUGAAUUGGGCCAGAAUCUUAACACUGUGCAAAGUCUGAUGAAAAAACACCAGGCAUUAGAAGCAGAGAUCACUGCCCAUGAACCACUGGUUGAAACAGUAGCUAAGAAAGGGGAACAGUUAAUGAGUCAGCAACACUAUGCGACUGAAGAUAUCAAAACAACUGUGGCCGAAAUUCACCAGUUAUUAGCAGAAUUGAAAGACUCUGCUGCUGAGAGGAAGAAACUACUCACUGAUGCACUGGAGUCACAAUUGUUCUAUGCAGAAGUCCAGGAAGCCGAUUCAUGGAUGAAGGAAAAGCGCCCUCUAUUGGUCAGCACAGAUUAUGGUAAAGAUGAGGACUCUGUGCAGAAGUUGUUGAAAAAACUGGAAGCCCUGGAUUUAGAUCUGGAGAGUUUUAGAAAUACCGUCCAACAUCUAGAAGUGCUUAGCAGUGGACUCCUAGAAAGAGAACACUUUGAAAGUAAAGAUAUUGAACAAAAGCAGGCUGAAGUGGAAGCUAGUUACGAGGAGUUAAAACAACUAUCGGCUAAGAGGAGGUCAAUGCUGAUGGAGCACAGGAAACUUUACGAAUUCCAUCGUGAAGCUGAGGAAGCUGAAGGUUGGAUGCAUGAAAAAGAAGUCAUCGCAGCCUCGGAAGACUGUGGGAAAGACUUGGAACAUGUUGAAAUACUCCAGAAGAAGUUUGAAGACUUUGCUCAAGAUUUGGACUCAAACGAAGAGAGGAUUGUGGCUGUUAAUGAAAUGGGUAGUUCACUGAUACAGGAUAAUCAUACUAAAUCUGACAACAUACAUGCCAAAUGUGAUGAUGUGAAUAAGAAGUGGGCUCAGCUAAAAGAGCUGACAAACACUAGAAUGGAGGCACUUGCCUGUGCUAAGCUAGUACAUCAAUUUGAUUACGAUGCGGAUGAAACCAGAGCGUGGAUUCUGGAGAAAGAUUCGACAGUGUCGACGGAAGAUUAUGGACAUGAUCUAGUCAGUGUACAGGCAUUGAGACGAAGGCAUGAAGGAACUGAGAGAGACUUAGCUGCAUUGGGGGAGCAGGUAGAGUCGAUAUGUACCAAUGCGGAACAACUCAUCGAUCAGUUUCCUGAAUCAAGUGAGAGACUGAUGGGGAAAAGAGAAGAAGUUGUACAAGCGUGGAAUUUACUAUUAGAAAAAUCUGAUCAAAGAAAGGACAAACUUGAUCAGUCUGAACAGUUGCAGUCAUAUUUUGAUAAUUAUAGAGAAUUAAGUGCGUGGGUAACAGAAAUGAUGGCAUUGAUAACCUCUGAUGAGUUAGCAAAGGACGUCGCAGGUGCCGAAGCAUUAAUUAAAAGACAUGAUGAACACAAGUCAGAGAUAGAUGGUAGGACUGAUAACAUCAACGAGUUCACUCGAACUGGACAGAGUCUCAUUGAUGAUGGGCACUUCUUAGCUGAAGAGAUUAAAACCAAAGUUCAAAAACUCAAUGCUGACUUCCAAGCUUUACUAGACACAUGGGGGCAGCGUAAAGUAUUGUAUGAGCUUAAUCUUGAUACACAGUUGUUUAAACGAGACGCCGAUUCAGCUGAAGCAUGGUUGAUUGCCAGAGAUCCUUUAGUUAGAGAUGAGUCCUUUAUGCGUGACGAUAGCAAUAUUGAAGAGUUAAUAAAAAGUCACGAAGAUUUUGAGAAGACAAUUGAAGCGCAAGGAGACAAGUUUAAAGCUUUGGAAAGGAUGACGAUGCUGGAGGGUGAAUUUGAAAAACAAAAAGAGAGUGAGCAGAAACGAAAACAAGAGGAAAAGGAGCGGAAAGAGCAAGACCGGUUGCAGCUUAUUAGAAAGAGAGAACAAGAAAGGAUCCUUGAAGAAAGGCGAAAGGAACAAGAGAGGAAGAUGAUGAUGGAAGAGGAAGCCAAAAGAAAGAGGGAAGCUGAACAGAAAAAGAUUGCGGCAAAGAUCGAGGAGGAAAGGUUAAAGAAGGAACAGGAGAUGAAAGAAAGAGAACAUAGACAAGUUGAGAUGGAGAGGAAAAUAGAAGAGGAGCAGAAGAAACUGAAACGGCAUGAGGUAAAAACUCAUAAAAAAGAAGACAACACCAGGACCCGUAGCAUCAGCAGCAGUAGUAGUAGUAGUAAUGUUACUGUUGCUGGCCGCGGUAGUGGUGGUGGUGGUGUUAGCGUUGGUGGUAGUGGUGGAGGUAGCAAAAAAGCUCUCAAGCCACAAAAAUACAAGCUGUCUGGCACUCCACCCGUGGAGAGAGAAGGUGUUAUUGACCGAAAACAAGAUCUGGCUGCUAAUGGAAAGCGGUCAACACAUCGGUCCUGGAAAACAUUCUAUACUAUAUUGUGUGGUCAGUUGUUGUGCUUCUUCAAAGAUAAAAAGGAAUUCUCCAUGAGUAAUUCUGCAUCCCCGCCAAUAAACUUGUACCAAUGUACAUGUUCACCUGCUACAGAUUAUACCAAGAGAAAACAUGUAUUCAGGGUUCGACUUGCUGAUGCAUCUGAAUAUCUGUUCACCUGUAAAUCAACAGAAGACAUGAAUGACUGGAUCAGUAAAAUUAAUUUCCACGCCACCCUACCACCAGCACAUCAGUUACUGGAAUAUGAUUCGGCACAUGGGAGUGGUGCUUCAUCGGGCAAAAGCACCCCAAUAUCCUCAAAGCCAGCAUCCCGUUCAAAUUCCAUGUCUUCUUCCCAUUCCUCAUUACCGUCACCAAGAUCUGACUUUGUAGAACCCUCUAAACCGAUUGCUGUCCCUGUUAGGAAAGGUUCGACGGAAAAACCAAAACUUGCACCCAAACCCACCAUGUUCAUACCCAACAGACAGAAUGGUAAUUUAGACAUUUCGUCAUCACCACCAAUUCUUCCCGAGGACUUACCUCCAGCAUUACCUGUAACACCACCACCACCAACAGAAUCAGGCUUUCCCAUGGAUAUACCUCCACCAUUGCCGUCAAAUAGCAUAGGCGUUGAUGUUGAUAUUAAUCUAAGUCACCAGCCAGCAAACAGUAAUCUUAAAUACCAACCGCCAGAAACUGAGAACUACCAACAUAACACCCACAGAACUGGAUCAGCUAGUUCCGCUGGUUCUGGAAAAUUCCAGUACAGCCCUGUUAGCGGGCACAGCAAGGACGACAGGUCUAAUACCUCUGAACUGAGCAGUGGUUCACAUGAUAACGUUUCAUUGACUGGUUCUGAACACAGUGAUAGUAGUGAUCAUGGUGCAACGAAAUACGCCCAAUACUAUGCACACGGUGGACACCAGGUUGAGCUAGAGUACCUACAUGGGGAAAUAGCUACUGAAGAUAGUAUACCAGAGGAACCAGAUAGUGACCCCCCUCCCCUUCCUUCAGAUGCCCCUCCUCCUGUCCCAACUGACCAGCCCAAUGCAGACUUUUUAUUCGAGAAUGGACAAUCCACUCAGCUUCCUGGGUUUGAGACCAAUACCAAUGGUGUUAGUGUCACUGCCCUGCCUCCUCCUACAACUGUAGAAUCUUAUAGGCCGUCGCAACCUAUCGCUGUACCACCGCAGCUGACAACGAACAUAACACCACCACAGCCCCAUCGACAAGCACCCACAAUGAUACCACCACAGCCUCAGCACCAUGCACCUUCACUUAAUCAACCCCCUGUGGAGGUACAGUCACACAAACAUGACAAGAGGAGAGAACGAUCUGGCUCACUGACCAAAGCUGAACCAAUUCCACAAAAGGACGUGAAAGUUAAGAUAUCAAAGUCGGCCACUUUACCGGUACAAAGCAGCAAACCAGAUGAGAAAGAUUCCAAAGAGAAGAAACACAAGAAGAAAAAGGGAGUUUUCGCAUCAGUGUUCCACAAGAAGAAAUGAACAAGAUAAUAUAGCAUUAUGGACUUUUUCAUCAAAAUUUUUUGUUUAUUAUGCAUUUAUAUGCAUUUCAUAAUUAGAUUACUAAUAAUAAACACGAUUACCGAUUUAUUUUAUGAGUCUUUACAGUUCAUAUACUGCUUUAAAGUUUUACAUUAUAAAACACCACAGUUGUCACACCGGUCUAUAUUUAAUGUGGGUCCCAUGAUAUAUAUACAUCACAUGUUAAAACCAUUGUUUAUUCAAAUUUUUAACGUGCACAGCAAGACCACUGUGUCACUUUAACUAUUUGAUAUUAACAUAGUUCAUUUGGGGCAUAUCUAAGUUUAGUUAUUAUUUUUUCAAAUUUCUUUUUAUUACAUGAAAGUUUUGGUCUUGGCCAGUGCUUCCAACCAUAUGGUAAGAAUGCUUAUUUUGAAGCAUAGUCGAAUUAUGUUUUAUAUGUUGUGAUAUGAUUUGCAUGCAUAAAUUGCACGUAAACGUCAGGAUGAAACCCUGAAUGGAAAUCAUGUUUAAUGUAACUUUGGUUCAUCAAGUUAUUUAUAUUGGUGCAUGUGUUCGGUUGUUAGUUAUUUACUCACCUUUUCACUGCGUAACACUUACUUCACGUUAUCAUUGUCUUCCCCAAAUAUUUUUGUUUUCUAUUUUAAAAUACUUGUAUAGUUUUUAUAAUCAAACAUGUUGAUUUUUCAGGCCUAGUCAAUGAAGAGUAAUAAAUUAUAAUUUAGAGGAAAAUAUUUGGAGUUAUCUAAAUCUUUUUGUGCAAAUUAGUUGAUGCAAAAAGUGAAUGAAUCAAUCAUGGCUGACAUGAUGUCAAAGGUUAACUCAAAAUUCAAAAUGGCUGACAGGUCAGGGGUCAGAUUUUCUAAAUUCAACAUGGCCGACAUGGCAUUGAAUUCAAUAUGGCUGACAAUUGUUUAAUUAGGAAUAGCAGUGAAUAACUGAAAUCAAGAUAUCCAACAAACUUUCCUACGUCAGAAAAGUUUGUGGUCUAAAUUUAUUAGAUCACUGUCGACAAAUUGUGAUAUGGAGCUUUUUUUUUUUUUUUAACUCAAAUCCAUAUCUGGUGCUUAUGUGCUUUUAUCAAACCAUAGAAAAUGGUGUAUGAUUAAAUAAACUAGACGUGGGGCUGACGAAUUUGUAAAUGUGAAAACUAGACAGUAUUUUUUUUCAAUUUACACAUUGCAGGUUACGUUCUUUAGUAUUUUGCUGACUAAUGUAAAUGUUCUACGAUAGAGUUCCCAUAGUUAACAAUGCAACUUACACAAAUUGGGUUUAGUAAUUAAAACUACAAUCAUUAUGCAGUGAACAUGUUAGUUAAAAUUAUUCUGGGAUGUAAAUUCUUCAAAGGUGAUUAUUUAGUGAGAAAGAGAACAAAAAAAACAAACAUUUUUCUACCCUUAUUAUAUGUAUAUUUUGGGUAAUAUAUUGUAAUAACCAUUCUCUAUUUAGUUACUCUAGAAAUGUUAACUAUGCGUUUUGUUGUGAUUUAUUUCUGCCCCUCGAUAACCCCUGUGUUUGAAAAUGGUAUGUACUAUUAUGGGGUACUUAUAUAUGCAAGUGGGUUGUUCCAUUCUUUAUAGUACAGGGAUGAACAUUUUUGGUUAUUUUCAGGGAUUUAUAACUUGUUUCAUAAGUGUUGACAAUAUUAUUUUAUGAAACUAUUGUCUUUAACAUUCUUAUUAUAACAUUUAUAUGCAAUACUCUUGAUGAUGGAAUAUAUUAAUAUGUGAAUAAAUGUCUAU
Molecule: messenger RNA, 14834 nt
Organism: Saccoglossus kowalevskii
Lineage: Eukaryota; Metazoa; Hemichordata; Enteropneusta; Harrimaniidae
Product: spectrin beta chain, non-erythrocytic 5-like
Molecular function (GO): phospholipid binding; protein binding
Source: RefSeq, a predicted model, not a curated record